Messenger RNA from Prionailurus viverrinus (fishing cat), 1721 nucleotides. RefSeq names its product pellino E3 ubiquitin protein ligase family member 2 (gene PELI2). The record is from RefSeq and is a predicted model, not a curated record. Lineage: Eukaryota; Metazoa; Chordata; Mammalia; Carnivora; Felidae. Bases 368 to 1630 code for a protein of 420 amino acids. The transcript has 6 exons. Gene Ontology annotation, biological process: protein polyubiquitination; regulation of Toll signaling pathway. Gene Ontology annotation, molecular function: ubiquitin protein ligase activity; protein binding.
CCCCGCCCGCUGCCCCCGCCCCUCCCGCGCUGGCUUUCUCCCUCCCUCCUUCCCUGGCGGGGCUCCGGCGGCGGCUGCGGCGGCGGCGGCGGCGGCGCUUGGCGCGGGCAGGUCCCCCUGCUGCCCGGUCCCAUUUGUUGCCGAGUCCUGCUCGGAGCGGCGGCGGCGAGCGGAGCUCCGGGGAGCCCGGCGGGGCAGCCGCACAGCCACGACGGAGCAGCCGCGGGACUGGCCGCCCCGCGCCCCCUUCGCCGCCGUGCCCUUCCCCGGCGCGCUCACCCCGUUCUCAGGAUGGGAUUGUAGCGGCGGCGCGGACUCCGCGGGGAUCGCGGCGGAGGAGGCGGCGGCGGCGGCCGAUCGGGGCUCCAUGUUUUCCCCCGGCCAGGAGGAGCACUGCGCCCCCAAUAAGGAGCCUGUGAAAUAUGGGGAGCUGGUAGUACUAGGGUACAAUGGUGCUUUACCUAAUGGAGACCGCGGCCGGAGGAAAAGCAGAUUUGCUCUCUAUAAGCGGCCAAAGGCUAAUGGAGUCAAACCCAGCACGGUCCAUGUGAUAUCCACGCCACAAGCGUCCAAGGCUAUCAGCUGCAAAGGUCAACACAGUAUAUCGUAUACUCUGUCAAGGAAUCAGACUGUGGUGGUGGAAUACACACAUGAUAAAGAUACGGAUAUGUUUCAGGUGGGCAGAUCAACAGAAAGCCCUAUCGACUUCGUUGUUACAGACACAAUUUCGGGCAGUCAGAACAAUGAUGAGGCCCAGAUUACACAAAGCACCAUAUCCAGGUUUGCCUGCAGGAUCGUCUGCGACAGGAGCGAACCUUACACAGCACGGAUAUUCGCAGCCGGAUUCGACUCUUCCAAAAACAUAUUUCUUGGAGAAAAGGCAGCAAAAUGGAAAAACCCCGAUGGCCACAUGGACGGGCUCACUACAAAUGGCGUCCUGGUGAUGCAUCCACGAGGGGGCUUCACUGAGGAGUCCCAGCCUGGGGUCUGGCGUGAGAUCUCUGUAUGUGGGGACGUGUACACCUUGCGAGAAACCAGGUCGGCCCAGCAGAGGGGAAAGCUGGUGGAGAGUGAGACCAACGUCCUGCAGGACGGCUCCCUCAUUGACCUGUGCGGGGCCACCCUUCUCUGGAGAACAGCAGACGGCCUUUUCCAUACUCCAACGCAGAAACACAUCGAGGCGCUCCGGCAGGAGAUCAAUGCCGCCCGGCCACAGUGUCCCGUGGGACUCAACACCUUGGCCUUCCCCAGCAUCAACAGGAAGGAGGUGGUGGAGGAGAAGCAGCCCUGGGCAUACCUCAGCUGCGGCCACGUGCACGGGUACCACAACUGGGGCCACCGGAGCGACACGGAGGCCAAUGAGAGAGAGUGUCCCAUGUGCAGGACUGUGGGCCCCUACGUGCCUCUCUGGCUCGGCUGCGAGGCAGGGUUUUAUGUAGACGCAGGACCACCAACUCAUGCUUUCACCCCUUGUGGACACGUGUGCUCAGAAAAGUCUGCGAAAUACUGGUCUCAGAUUCCGUUGCCUCAUGGAACUCACGCAUUUCACGCUGCCUGCCCUUUCUGUGCUACCCAGCUGGUUGGGGAACAGAACUGCAUCAAAUUAAUUUUCCAAGGUCCAGUUGACUGAUGCCCUUGACAGCCAUCUACGACUUUAUUAACAAGUUACUGUGAAGAUUUUGCCACUAACUCUAGAUUUUACCUUUUUAUAAUGCUGUUUA